CCCCGCUGGGGAAGACCAUCAGGGGGCUCGUCGGGUGUGGGGAGAUACUACGAGGGGGGACAGAACGACGUGCAUAGGUUUCAAGAAUUGGAUAGCGACGACGAGAAGGGUGGCGUUGUAUUAGAUCAGGCGUUUCAGCCGGCUUUGAACGGCAAGAGCAUCAAUCCGGAUGAGCUAUACUUUAAUGAUAUGGAUAUUAGAGCGUGGGAGGGCAGGGCAUCAGCUUUGGGUGAGGCAACAUACCAAGACCGUGGUCAGCAACAGCAUCAUGACGAGUAUCUUGGUAACAUGAGCAACAACUACAAUUCGGCCGAAUACGAGGAGAUACUUUUCCGACGAGUACUUGACAAGAUUCGCAUAUCAAGAGCAGCAGGCAGGGAAGACGUGGACCUCACUUCAGAAGAGCUAGACGCGUAUAAUUCACGAUUUCGCGGCCCAAGGACAGCAGCAGUUCGCCCUGAAGUCCCAUCUCGACCGAGCAGUGCUUACUACCCCAACGACUCCGCAAGUGGGGUUAGAGACGAUACGACUAGCAAGCACGGCAGUUCCUCCAGAUCGAAGAAAGACCAGAAGCGGAGUUCAAUCUUCGGAUCAAAAUCAAAGGAGAAGCCCAGCAGUCGCAAACGUACCUCUACCGUAUCGACCACAGAUAGCCAUGCACCGCCACCCGGCUUCGUCAUACCUGGCCCAGAUGGACAGUCUAUGUAUGCGCCCAUCAAUGCUUACCAGGGUAGCCUGGAACGGGAACGGGAACCUCCACGUCCAGCGUCCCGUUCCGCGUCUGAUAUUAGUCAUUACGUCCCUUCGCCAUCACACGCCAGUUUUUCUCGAGAAAUGCUCGGCGCUUUUCCAGAAUCUGUGGUUGAUUACCGUCCCACCACACCUCCACGGCAAGGUCGUUCUAUAUCAUCCCGACAGGCUGCAUACGAAGCCGAUCUCCAACACGGGUCACGCACAAGAUCGUCCUCUAUUCAAUCCGCUGGACUUGUUCCAUUCCCCGUAGAGCCCUACCAGUAUCACAACUUCAGUCCUACAUCCUCUGCAUCACCGACUUCGCCUCAACCCCAAUAUACACGGAGUGUAAGCUCGGCCGUGUCAGAAGCUAGCUACGCAUCAGUACCACGACGUGUUCCUGUCCCUGCUGCUGCACCGGCAUCACUUCAGCGAGUGGCACCUGCAGCGCGUAGCCAUGUCAGCCAGUCGGACCCAGCUUUGGCUGCGCAAGCAUCAAGCUCUGCUACUCCAGCUCAACCUCAGGAAGCUGCCAGAGGAAGUGGCCAUGGAGUUGAGAGACGGCGGAAGAGCGGUAAAAGUAGGAAGAAAGGUUGAAGCAUCUCGAUGUAGCUGUACAUGGUACAAAUCCCCCGCUCUCCAAUCUGACACUUCUGAUCCAAUUGAUUCUUGCUUUCGUAGACGUUGCAUACAAGAUACUGGCCUCGAAGACGGCCACGUAUGUAGUGGGCCCUUGAUACUUCUGUUGUACUGAUGAAUAUAUGUAUUGCUUGCUCCACUGAGGUGUGUUG
This is a messenger RNA of Alternaria rosae, 1523 nucleotides long. RefSeq lists its product as uncharacterized. The record is from RefSeq and is a predicted model, not a curated record. Lineage: Eukaryota; Fungi; Ascomycota; Dothideomycetes; Pleosporales; Pleosporaceae. The annotation marks the transcript as partial. The transcript has a single exon.